Akanthomyces muscarius is the source of this 855-nucleotide messenger RNA. RefSeq lists its product as uncharacterized. Lineage: Eukaryota; Fungi; Ascomycota; Sordariomycetes; Hypocreales; Cordycipitaceae. The record is from RefSeq and is a predicted model, not a curated record. The transcript is spliced from 4 exons. Bases 1 to 855 code for a protein of 284 amino acids.
AUGGAGGCUCUUGCGCUUUUUGGCAUUGCCUGCAACGUUCUGCAGGUCCUCGGCUCUGUGGAGCAAGCCAUCAGGCUCGGAAGAACAAUCUACAAGAAGCGCAGCGUUGAUCCAGAGCUCGCUCGCAAUAUCGCCGCCUUGAACACGUAUCUUGUCUUUAUUGCCAAAGAAUGCCUCGGCUGUGGCGCCAAGACAAAGGAGCAACUGCAGAAAAUUUCCGACCUUGCUCCAGUCGGCAGCCGUCUCGGUGUACUUCGAGCUUGGGCAGCGGCGGUCACAUGGGGCAAGAGAGAGUUGGACGAGCCGGAACGUACUAUGCGCGCUCGCCAGCAUGUUCUGGAGACCCAACUACUGGUUCGCAUCUGCAAAAAGUCUGAUGCUAUGACUAUCAGAAGUCGAGAUUAUUUUGAGAGUCUCAACUCUACCUUGCAAUCAUUUAUCUUGGCUUGUAUGCAGGGCCAAAUGACGUUGGAGAAAAUCAUGGAAAGCCAAUCCGAAUCGAUUAAGGAUUACGUCUUAGUUGAGGCAAACAAAACUCGCGAGUCCACCAAGAAUAGCAUCUGCGAAGAGUCUCAUCGGAUUGAAAGCAAUAUUUCAAUGACUCUACAAACGAUGCGGGCGGCCGAAUCAAGCAAAAAGGACCUUGAAAGGCUAUCAGAGAGUCUGCGGUACCCCAGCAUGGAUUCUCGCCGUAAACAGAUCGAAGACCCGCAAGAGGAAACGUUUAAAUGGAUAUUUAAAUCUCCCAGUCACAAUCAGUACCGGAUAUUCAAUGGUACACGAAAGACAUACUACGCUGUUCAAGUCUACACCUUGACGGGCAACUUGAUUGGCUUGUCACAAACAUAUGCGUAA